This is a messenger RNA of Podarcis lilfordi (Lilford's wall lizard), 6207 nucleotides long. Lineage: Eukaryota; Metazoa; Chordata; Lepidosauria; Squamata; Lacertidae. The record is from the annotation of a GenBank genome assembly.
AUGUGGCGGAGUGUUGCGCGCAGUCUGUUGUGGCGGCGGCGGCAGCAGCAGCAACAGUGGAGGUGGAGGUCGCGCGCCUUGUCUUCUUCGCCGCUCGCCCUUGCCCUCGCGCCGGGGCGGUGGGAGGCGACGGCGCCUCGGCGCUCCUCCAGCAGCCAGGCUGGCUUGCGCGAGCUGUUCGAGCUGCCGGCGCUGCAGCGCUUCCUGGAGCGGCAGCAGCAGGAGCCGGGACUGCUUCGCGGGGCUUCGUGGCCGGACUUGGCAGCGCGGAUUCGCCUCCUGCGGGAGAAGGAGCAGGAGCUGCGCGACAUGGAGCGCCUGGCGCAGGAAGGUGAGGCCGCCUCGGCAGACUCCGUAGCCACAGCCCGCUUGGCGCUCGUUGCCCUAAGCCGCAGCCGCCUUCAGUGGUGGCUGCCACACAGCUUGCUACCUGCCUGCACCAGAGGGAGAGCGGCGAGUCUUCCCGGGCUUGGCUCUCUCCUGCAGGGACCAUCCCAUCUCGCCGUCAUAUUAGUACCUGCAUUUAGUGCACUGAAAUUCUUAUACAGGGGCCGGGUAUUUUAGUUGUAUUAUCGUUACAGGCAUUAUUUGCUAACAAUAGCUGUAUUCUAGAUGAACAUGAAGAUUUGCGGAAGCUGGCGGAAACAGAAGCUGUUUCCUGUCAGGAAGAGAUAGCAGAAUUGAAACACCAGGUACAUUGCUUCCUUUUUUUAUUCCUUUUAUUUAAAACAUUGCUUUUCAUUGUGGGAACAAUUCCAGAGUGGAAUAUGAUAUGCAAUAUUGUUUUCAUAUACAGUCAACCUUGGUUGCUGAACGCCUGGAACUGGUUAAGUUUCGGCUCCCGAACAAUAGAAAACCAGAAGUGAGUUUUUUAACGAUAUUCGGAAGCCGAAUGUCCUUCUGGUUUCUGCAGCCAAUCGGAAGCUGCGCCUUGGUUUUCAAACGGUUUCGGGAGUCGAACGGAUUCCUCAAACGCAUUCUGUUCGAGAACCAAGGUACAACUGUAUAUAUAUUGAUUAUUGUUCUUAUUGCAUGUGUUCCAGCAAGGUAUGUGAUAGGAUACUGUUGGCUGAAGAUUUUAUUUGGGUAGAAAGGCAUCCCUUUUUCGUUUCAGAUUGUAUUGCUUUUGAUUCCUUCAGAAGAAACAGAUAGAAGUGAUCUCAUCAUGGAAGUGACUGCUGGAGUUGGAGGGCAGGAAGCAAUGCUGUUCACAGCAGAGAUGUUUGAUAUGUAUCAACAGUAUGCUGCAUAUAAAAAGUGGAAUUUUGAAGUUCUGGAAUAUGCUUCCAGUGACAUAGGUAAGUAACCAGUGCAUAUACCAGUGUCACCCUACACAUUACAUUGCUGCAGGGGACAUCUUAUUUUUUCUGCUGCUAAAUAUGAGUGUUGGAGUAUGAAUGGUUAUAUAUCAUUGAAAUCCAGCAAACAUGUCUAGGAAUCUUGUAGAGGUUUGCCCAGUAUGCACCUAGUGUUUAAAGAUGCAUGCACUCUUGUGUAUGACAACCACAUGAGUAAAAUGAAAAUAGUAGCAUAAAAACAGUGUGAAGCCGCCUUCAGUAACCCUCUUAGAAUACUCUGCUGAAGAAAUUGCAUCCAACAAUUACAUCCAAUUAGACCCAACAACAACUGGAGGGCCAGUUCCUUACCCAAUUAUAUGUUGGUUAUAAUAAUGACCUAGUUUAUAGGAAUAUUAUAUGAAUUAAUGAGAAUUUUCAUAGGUUGGCUAUGAUAGGCCUUUCCACAGCUGAUUGCACUAAGGAAUGGACCAAAGAUAUGGACCGGAAGAGUGUUGGAGGCAGAAAACUGUGAUUAAUUAGAAACUUCCUGGUUUGAUCGUUGUGGCGUUAAGGGGCUGCAUGUGCAGGCAAAGGCACAAACCAUGGGCAUGAACAUAUGUCUGGUUAAUAAGAUCAGAGAUGACUGUCUGAACUUAACCAGUGUAAAAGCAAUAAUAUACAUGAGUGGGACCCCCAACAAAAUACUGUGGUGUGGAAUACUCCUGUUUGGUGUUCCAGCCAGCUCUUUCUUCUUCCAGGAUGUUCCAUUCCCUUUCUUCUCCUGCUGGUUUUCUGCCUUUACUACUCCAACAGACACUCAGCAUUCUUUGGCUGCUGUUCAUGUUCAGUCCUUAAUGGUUUGAAUUUAUUUGAGGGUGAAGUGGGGUGGGUGGUGGGCGUCUUAGGUUCUUUAUGCUGAUGAAUUUUUCUACUUCUGCCAACCUUAGGGUUCUCCUUAGCAUGGUGAUACCCCCUUUAACUCAAUAACACUCAAGUUUGUUAUCAGUAUAUCCGGUUAUUUAUAAACUUUCUAGGAACGGGGCAAAAAUUUAGAACAAAAUACAAACUCUGGUUGCAAGCUUAAAAUCAUCAGUCACCAUAUAAAUCCUUCAGCGAACUUUUCCAAAUGGAUUGUACUAUACAGUUACAGUGCAUUUUUAUUUUUAUUGAAGGUGGUUUGAGACAUGCAUCUGCUGUUAUAGGAGGCCUCGACACAUAUAAACAAAUGAAGUUUGAAGGGGGCGUACAUCGUGUCCAGAGAGUGCCUAAGACAGAAAAGCAAGGACGCAUUCACACCAGCACAAUGACUGUAGCAAUUUUACCACAACCAGAUGAGGUAUGAUACAGUUACACAGUUGCAGAGUUGUAGGACUAGAUGACGCUAAGGUCCCUUUUCAGUGCUACAAUUCUAUGAUUCUAAGUAGGUGCUCAAAUACUCUGCUUUCAGAUAUGCUCUUUUAUGUAGACUUACUAUGCUCAGAAUAAUUAUUUAUUUUAUUACUUGAUUAUUUCAUUUAUAAUCCACCUUUCCACCAAGGAGCUCUAGGUGGUAUACAUAGUUCUCUGCAGAAGGCAGCUUAUUGUUUCGGAAGAGUGUUUUAAAGGGUGGUGGGUGCCCCAGGUGUCAGUGAAAAACUUGCUUUGUCAUUUUAAAUAAGAAUGAUUUGUAAAUAGAAUUAUCUGGCUGUUCAUUUACAAAGCAUAAGUUGAGUGUGUCUCUUUCACGUUGCAGAUAAAUUUGACAAUUAAUCCUAAAGACUUGCGUAUUGAAACUAAACGAGCCAGUGGGGCUGGUGGUCAGCAUGUAAAUAAAACUGAUAGCGCUGUAAGAAUCGUCCAUAUUCCCACAGGUACAUUACAGCUUUCUGCCUUGAUGAAAUCUGUUUCUGCAUAUUAUGAUUUACACAAACAGUGAGCAUGGCUUAGUAGCAGUGCAAUGCUGUGUAGGCAGAAGUCCAGGAGUCAGUGUGGAUACUGCUGCCAGUCAGAGUCGAUGGCCUGAGUGGUCUCAUUCAGUGUCAGGGGUCACCUUCUUACUGCCAUUGUUGGGCCAGCUCUGAGUGGCUGCAGACUUCUGUGCCUGCCAAGGACAUAACACACAGGUACUAAGAAGCUGCAGACAGGCUAGAAGACUGGUAGAAAUGGUGGGGUGGAAUUAACUGGAAGUGAGGGCAGAGACACAGAGGGCUGGUGGCUGGAAAAUAAACCAAUAACCUGAGCACGGGGUGAGGUGGAGGAAACAGGAUACAAGAACAUGAGGAGACGGAGACGGGCAGGAAGUAGUUAAUAGUGUGUAGGUGGGAAGCAGGUGGUGUGUGAGAGGGAGCCAGUGGAAAAAGCAUGGAUGUAGGCAGCAAAUGCCGUUAAAAUGAGAACUGGACAAGCCACCAGAGGGAAGCAAAUGGCAUGCAGAAUGCAGAGGUCACAAAAAGCCUGCACACAUUACCACUGCUAGAUGAAGGUGUUUGGCCCUGAGAUGCUGACCCAUGGAAGAAGCCACCUGCUGACCAACCCAUGCAGCUAGUCUUGACUAUGCAUUACCCACCAGGGAUCACUACCCUAGAGAAAGCUCUGAGAACACCUUAAUUAUAUAAGGUGUUAAAAAAACAUACGUUGAGUAAGUUAGCUUUGUGCUAGGGAGAUUCAUGGAAUGGGGAGGUAUUGCGUCCACCUGAGUGACACUCAUUGUAAGGCAACUUCAUAUAUACAUGUCAGAAAACCUAGGUUUGCCACCAGUACUGCUUCUCCAACAAGUGUAUUUGGGUGACUAACACAUCCACAAAUACAUAAUUUUUCCAUUCAUAUUCAAAACGUUUGCAUGUACAGGUAAUAAAUGUUGCGUUAACCUGUGAAUUCAGUGAUACCUUAAUCAUUGCUUUAAAAAAAUAGAUUAUCAGUGUCCUUUGCAUGAAUUUUCACUUUGAACUACAGUUUUUACCAACCAUAAGUGUGAAUUCUGCAGAUAGUAUUUGAAUUCCUGGAGUAUGUGGGAAUUAGUUAUAGUUAACAGUGCAAAGGGUUUGUGUUUCCACAUUUAACCUCUUUUGAUGCUAUUUGCAACAGACAGUGUACCUUCUGAAUAGCCUACCCGUAGUAAAGCAUAAUCACAGCAAGGUCCUUCCUUUCUUACAAAUCUACUUAAUAUUUAGCUUUUCCUAUUUCUCUUUUCCAGUCCUCAGUGCCUUCCCUCUUUUCUGCUUAAAUUGCAACAUAGCAUAGCAAUGUAUUUGGUUUUUUUCUGUUUGGGGCUAAAUGCCUACCAGACGUCCUGCUUCUAGUGCAGGGUUGACUAACCUUUGAGUAUCCAGAUCCUUUUGGAUUCCAGUUCUUUUCGCGUAGUCGGGGAUGAUGGGCCCUAGGAACAGUGCUGUUCCCACUGGAGCUUAUUGCUUUCGUUUUGCUAUCUUGGUAAUCACCAGGCUUCACACUGCUGCCAUUACAGUAGCAUAUACUUCCCCAAGCCCUGAGUUCAGAAACUAGCAGUUGUGUAACUUAAAUUGCUUGUCAGAUCUCACUGUGCUCCUUGAAAGUUGGCCUUCAUCCUUCCCUUAGCACUCUUUGUUUUGUUUUUGACUGACAUCAUUUUUCUUGCUGCUGCAGGUGUUGUGUCUGAGUGUCAGCAGGAAAGAUCUCAAAUAAAAAAUAAAGAAAAGGCUAUGAAGAUCCUUCGUGCCAAGCUAUACAGUAUCAAACUUGAAGAAGAGACCAGAAAAACAGAAAUUGCUAGAAAGAUUCAGGUAAUGUUUAAUUUACUCUUCAUCAGUGCCUGGAAACUUGAGUUUAAGUUCUACUGGGACAAAUACGUACAUCAAACAUGACAAGAAGGCAUGAGCUGAUGAUAUAAUUGGGCUGGAGGGCGCAAAGAAGAAAUCUACAGCAUGAAGCUUGGAAUUUUAAUAGGCAUUGUGUGGUGGAGAAAAAAUAGGUUUCUUAAACAACACAGUGAAGUAGAGUAAUUUAACAAUUAACACCUCACUUAAAAUAAAGUGAGCAUAAAGCUUACCAGCAUGUCUGUUAAUACCCUUAAGUGUAUCCCUGAAACUAAUAACAGUACUUAUUAGUGUGCACCCCGACUUUUAUAGCUGUGCUCAGAAUGCGAGGAAACUGCCCUCACAGUUCUUCUGGUAGCACCUUGGGCAGAGGUGUGGUAUAGUAGUUAGUGUAUUUGUGCAGGGAAAAUAAGUUUCCUAUAGUGUUUUCCUUGUUAACUCUUCAUGCUAUACAUUUGCAUCUCUAAUAUGUUUUCCGUCCAAUCCAUGCAUGUAUCUGAGCUCUUGUUCAUGGCACAAUAACCCAGUUAGUCGCCAAGGAACUAGAUACAGCAUGCUUUUGUUUUCUUCAUAUUCUGGCAAGGUGUCUCUGAGAGCCCAAGACACCUCCAAGUGCAUCUGCUCUCCCUCCUGUUCCCUUUAAAAGUUUGACUGGCUGAGAGAAGUGAUGCCUCAAUUUGUCAGAAGCAGGAAAUGUUAUAAGAGAUGCAGUACACAUGUUCUGUUUCUCCUACUUACAGUAGUUGCUUUUUAGGUGUAAGCAUAAUGGAGAGAGCUAUAAGCCUCUCCUGUUACACUACAUUUAUUUAUUUUGCUCAAGCAAUUUAGAGCAUAAGCUAUUCAGGGUGAGGGCUUAUCUUCUGGGUCUUUUUGGUUAUGUUAACUCUGCAAAGGAUUAGGUAUAUAUAAAAAAACCCUGAUCGAAUUUUUCUUUUUCUGAUUAGACUGGGUCCAGAGGAAGGUCGGAGAAAAUCAGAACCUACAACUUUCCCCAGGAUCGUGUUACUGAUCACAGAAUAAGCAGAUCAGUGCAUGACAUUGAAAGGUUCAUGUUGGGGGAGGAACUGCUAGAUGACAUGAUAAAGUCCCUAAGAGAAUAUGCUGAUUAUGAGACUGUAUUGGAAGUUAUUUCUGAAAGUGAUCCAACCAGGCUGAGAUGA